GGAGAGACGCGGAAGAUGUGGUGGUGCCGACGUCGGGGGGCAGGUACGACGUGCACCUGAAGAAGCGGCAGCGCGUGGCCGUGUACUGGGAGGAGGAGGUGUCCGAGGUGCGGCGCUGCACCUGGUUUUACAAGGGGGACAAGGACAACAAGUACAUCCCCUACUCAGAGAGCUUCAGCGAGGAGCUGGAGGAAGCUUACAUGGUGGCUGUGACCCUGGACGAGUGGAAGAAGAAACUGGAGUCCCCGAGCAGGGAGGUCAUCAUCCUGCACAACCCAAAGCUCAUGGUUCACUACCACCCGGUUGCCUCCUCCGACGACUGGGGCUCCACUCCUACGGAGCAAGGGCGGCCCCGGACUGUGAAGAGAGGAGUGGAAAACAUCUCUGCCGAGAUCCCCAACGGAGAGCCCCUGCAGAUCGACCACUUGGUGUUCGUGGUGCACGGCAUCGGCCCAGCGUGCGACAUCCGGUUCCGGAGCAUCGUGCAGUGCGUGAACGACUUCAGGAGCGUGUCCCUCAGCAUGCUGCAGGCGCACUUCAGGAAGGCCCAGGAGCAGCAGCAGAUCGGCCGCGUCGAGUUCCUGCCCGUGAACUGGCACAGCGCGCUGCACUCCACCGGCGUGGACGUCGACCUGGAGCGGAUCACUUUGCCCAGCAUCAACCGCCUGCGUCACUUCAUCAACGACACCAUCCUGGACGUCUUCUUUUACAACAGCUCCACCUAUUGCCAGACCAUCGUGGACACGGUGGCCUCCGAAAUGAACCGCCUGUACCAGCUCUUCCUGCGGAGGAACCCGCUCUUCAAAGGGGGGGUCUCCAUUGCGGGGCACAGCCUGGGAUCGCUCAUUUUGUUUGACCUCCUGACCAACCAGAAAGCGGAUCCCGAGGAGGGCGAGCACAGCGGUGAGGCGGCCAGGGCAACCACAGGCAGCAGGGGCAUCGAAGGAGUGAAAGAAAUCCUGAAGGAGCUGGAGCUGUGCGAAUACUGCGACGUGUUUGAGAAGGAGAAGAUGGACAGGCAGGCCCUGUUCCUGUGCACAGAGGAAAACCUCAAAGAGAUGGGCAUUCCCUUAGGACCAAGAAUGAAGAUUCUUCACUACAUCAGCUCCAAGGGGGAGACGCAG
Mesitornis unicolor (brown roatelo) is the source of this 1124-nucleotide messenger RNA. Its product is annotated as phospholipase DDHD2-like. The annotation marks the transcript as partial. The transcript is spliced from 9 exons. Lineage: Eukaryota; Metazoa; Chordata; Aves; Mesitornithiformes; Mesitornithidae. The record is from RefSeq and is a predicted model, not a curated record. Gene Ontology annotation, molecular function: triacylglycerol lipase activity; protein binding. Gene Ontology annotation, cellular component: COPII-coated ER to Golgi transport vesicle.